This is a messenger RNA of Cuscuta europaea, 913 nucleotides long. NCBI's taxonomy places the organism in Eukaryota, Viridiplantae, Streptophyta, Magnoliopsida, Solanales, Convolvulaceae. The record is from the annotation of a GenBank genome assembly.
CUUUGAUGAAUCACUCAUGUUUCACUACAAUGGCGACCACAGUUACCCUCGGCUUAAGGCAUCAUGUACCUUCAAGGAUUUUGUGGAUAGGGUUCUGCCACUUUGCAAAUCCCCUCGUAUUAGCAAAUUCCGCCUUAAAUGUGAAUAUGGAUUUGACUGUUCAAACCUUAAUGCAUGGAUCACCUUCGCAUUACUUCAUGAUGUUGCAGAGCUUGAUGUCUCAACACAUGGACAUAAUUUAGGAAUGUUGCCCUCCUCUCUGUAUACUAGUAGGACACUAGUGGAACUGAAGUUGUAUGGAAGAUUUGACAUGAAGUUUCCAGAACCUGUCCAGUUGCCAUAUCUCAAGUCCAUGCAACUUUUUAGUGUUGAAUUUUCUGACCCUUACUCCCUUAAUAGGCUGAUUGCAGGGUGCCCUCUGCUUGAGGAUCUUGUUGUUGGAGGAGAUUGGGAAGAUGUUGAAGAUAUUAACAUAUCCUCGGCAAGGCUGACUAGUUUGACUAUGGAUUUUAGAGACAGUUUUGGCUCAUUGAACCACAGAUCUAGUGUGGUGCUUGACCUUCCAAAUUUGGUGUAUUUUAACUAUGUCGAUAGGUUGGCCAGGAGAUACUCUCUCAUGAAUCUGAACUCACUUGAGGAAGCUCGCAUUGAAGUUUUAUUGGACAUGGAUAACCCUGUGUGGUCGGCUUCCUGUAGUGCUGUUCUUGGCCUCUUAUAUGGAGUUUCAAAUGCCAAGCAUCUAUUUCUUUGUGGCAAAUGCCUGGAGGGUCUUGACACUGACGAGUAUACGUUGCCAACAUUCUUUAAUUUGCGACGGUUGGAGUUUGGCUGGAGCAAAUAUUUAAUAUGGAGGGAUGUGUUGUGUCAGUUCCUCGAUAGUGCACCCAUGCUUGAGGAUCUAGAUUUCUCAGAG